CGUAACCAAACUUCACUUUAAAUUACAAAGAGUGAAAGACAAGAAAAAAGCAAUAGUAUCACAUCAAAUAUAACCAUCAAUAUUAAGUCCAGUUUUUUUUAAGUUGUCAUAGGCAAACACAUGAUCUUGGGUAAAUUCAACUGAUUUAUGGUAAUAAAUUCGUUGCCUUCCCGUGUUAAAUAAAAAAUAAUCCUGCUAUUUUUUUGAGAAACUGUCCUGUGGGUAAAAAUGGCUAACAUUGCAACGCAAAGAAUCAAACGCGAAUUCAAGGAGGUUAUUAAAAGUGAGGAGGUUGCAAAAUGUGCGAUCCGUGUUCAACUUGUAGAUGACAAUUACACUGAACUGAAAGGUGAAAUUGCUGGCCCACCUGACACACCUUACGAAGGAGGCAACUUUGUUUUAGAGAUCAAAGUCCCAGAAACUUACCCAUUUAAUCCACCUAAGGUCAGGUUUAUAACGAAAAUAUGGCAUCCAAAUAUAUCUUCGGUGACAGGUGCAAUAUGUUUAGAUAUAUUAAAAGAUCAAUGGGCAGCAGCUAUGACCUUGAGGACAGUGCUAUUGUCCCUGCAGGCCCUACUCUCUUCAGCGGAACCUGAUGAUCCACAGGAUGCAGUGGUUGCCAAACAAUACAAAGACAAACUCGAUAUGUUUGAAAAGACGGCCCGCCAUUGGACGCACGUCUAUGCAGGAGGGCCAUGUUACAAUCAAGAAUUCGCGGAUAAAAUAAAAAGACUAGAAGAUAUGGGCGUGGAAGAAAACCAAGCUCGGGUAGCGUUAUCUUCCUAUAAUUGGGAUUUGGAAAGGGCAACGGAACAAUUGUUUAGUUCGUAGUAUGCCACCGAAUUUUAGGAUUAUCAAACAAAGAGAUCGAGUAUGGAUUUAAUGAAUUACAAACUAUACAGAAAAUACAAAUAAUAAUAAUUUCAUACACACCUAGCGAAUAUUACCGUUUUGUUGUUUA
Molecule: messenger RNA, 961 nt
Organism: Nicrophorus vespilloides
Lineage: Eukaryota; Metazoa; Arthropoda; Insecta; Coleoptera; Silphidae
Gene: Ubc4
Product: ubiquitin-conjugating enzyme E2-22 kDa
Exons: 5
Coding region: 229-831 (200 amino acids)
Biological process (GO): proteasome-mediated ubiquitin-dependent protein catabolic process; protein polyubiquitination
Cellular component (GO): nucleus
Molecular function (GO): protein binding; ubiquitin conjugating enzyme activity
Source: RefSeq, a predicted model, not a curated record